AUGUCAUUCGUCAAAAUUUCCCCGAAGACUGUGGGGUCCGGGCACAGGGCGGCCGGGACGUCCCUGCCCCGCGAGCGCCGCGGGGUGGCGGCGCGGCGCGUCCCGGGCGCGGCGUCACUCCGGCAGUGGCGAGCGCCCACCCUCGCAGAACGCGCGCCUCAGGCCGCUCCACGCCGCCGACCUCCCCGAUGCUCUGUAUGUGAUGAGAAUAGGAUGAAUGAAACGACAAAUGAACAGAUUAGAGAAGGUUCACUCAAAUUAUCUCUGUACACUGGAGGCAUAUUCUCGCGUGCGUGCGCGUCGCUGAGAUGUACGUGUGACGCGAGACAGCGACGGAACGACAUGGCGGAUGACAACACCAUCAUCGAGGGCACCGUCAAGUUCCGCGACGGGAAGAAGUGGAAGUCGCGGUGGUGCGUGAUGCGCAAACUGUCUCCCGUCGCAGACUGCGUGCACCUUCAGCUGUACCGCGACUCGAAGGCGCGAUGGGGCGGCGCAGCGAGCAAGGCCUCCCUGUCGCUGCAGCACUACCUCGGCAGCGAGUCGGGCUUCACGCUCGAUAAGCACUCCAACACACUGGCGCUUGUGUGCAGGGACCUCGUCGCCAUACUCGCCUUUGAGACCCGCGAACGACUCAUACAGUGGCAGGUAAAAGUAAGCGCACAGCUGGGAGAGCCGCGCCAUUACCUGGUGCUGGUGGGUGGCGCGGGAGCAGCCAGCGUGAUGGGGGGUGGACCGGUGCCCAGUAACAAGCGACUCCCGGCAGGGCCCGCACGCUUGCAUUUGCACGAGCGUCGCCUCGCGCUCACUGCCGGCGUACCGCCAAGAUUACUGGGGAUAUGGGAGCUUCCGCAUCUCAGGCGCUACGGUGUGGUGGAGGGGCGGUUCUGCUUCGAGGGUGGCUCGCACUGUGGUAAAGGCGAAGGUCUACACGUGCUCAUUACAGAUCAGGCGCAUGAGAUCUCGCGGGACUUUGAUCUUGCUUCGCAGGGUCGACUAUCGCCCAGAAGACGACCAAACCACUUUAAAAGAAAUGAAGGUGUAGAUAGUCCAAAGUCACAUAAAGCGUAUCGCCCAGAUACGCGGCUGUCGGAACUGAACACAAUCGAUCACUCCCUCCCGCCGAUGGACUUCCGGCACUACGAUGAAGCAUGUGGAGGAGAGGACAACGGUGCAAUCUCGCCGUACUGGCCGUCUACAGAGCGAAAUCAGUUUCCAGAUAUGGGGCUAGGGGAUACGGCCUCGGUUCAUGAAGGAGAUUCGGGUGAUGCUACAGCUUGGGGGAACGGGGUCGGCAACGUGACGCUGGAGCGGUGCAUGAGUUGCAUUUCGAAACUCGGUGCUAUGUCAAGGUCGUCAACUGCGGCCCUAACUCCCGGAGCAAAACAUUUUAACCCUGCGUGGACCAUGGAGCCGGUUCACGAAUCUGUCCCAGAUACUGUGACUCAUAGUGAUAGUUUACCUAGUGCUGAUGAUAAGACUGAAGUCUGCCGCUGUGAUGAGCCGCCAAACCUACCUCCAGACAGACCUCCCAAACCCACCAGGCUGGAUUUGAAUCUGAAUAGUAGACCCAUGACCUGUAGCUGCCCCCACACAGCACCCGCUGAAGACAAAUCUAGCAGAGUGGGUCCCUAUGACAAUUACGAUGUACCAAAAUUGCCUUCAGCAGAGGUUGAAGGUGAAUAUUACGAUACACCGAAAAGGCUUAAGGAAUGUCUAAGUAACGAACUUUUUAAAGUUACAAAAAGUACUACACCAAACUCUGUUAUACUAAAAAAACCUUGUGGAUGUUUGUUGAAGUUUGGGAAAAGACGGAGAGAGCCUACAAUCGUUGAUUCCGAAGAAAAUUUCCAACCAGUAAAUUGCCCAUGUCAGCGCGUCACCGAUUGGGCCAAUAAUUGGAUCAAACUGCCAUACUGCAGGAAAAACACUGUAUCGAGUGAUAACUUACAGCCAAACAAAGAAAACGUAAUGCCAAUUAGUAAUGACCGUAGCGCAUUGUAUGCAACUAUUGACCUUUCGCGAAAAACGAGGCGAAAAUCGCGUCCAUGCGAACAGCAAGAUGAUGGGUUCAACUCGGAAUGCGCAAAAAUGAGUAUGAUGAGACCUGUAGAAAUUGACAAUGGCCCACUCGCCAACUACGAGAACUUAAGUUUCGCCUUGUCCCUGGAACACUAUGAAAAUGCUAAAGAUUUAUUAAGAAAGGCAGGUGUCACACAAGCAGAACUGGAUGCAAUUAGCGCAAAUCUUAAACCAAUUUCAUUUACAAAUGUAAAUGGCAGAAAUAUCUGUACUAAAUGUGGUCAUCCACAACAACGUGCACAAGCAAAACUAGAUUCAUUAUCUAUUAGUACCAAUGAUGAUUAUUUAAUGAUGGAACCAAAUGUCAUGGAAGCAAAGCUAGAGCACAGUAAGACACUGCCUUCAGGCUACACACCCAUGUCACCUAUUGGUGGUUUUGCUUUUAAUACUCUAAAGCAUCCAGCAAAAAGUCCGAUAAACAGGUUGCUGGAAGAAAAAUCAGCAAGCAAUCCUACACUUUGUGGUCCUGAUGAAUGUCGCCGCGUCCAAAGUCACGAAAGCGGAGACGUAACACGUGCGUCAGGUUCCUCUAAAGAGCGGAUUGAAAGAGUUGAAUAUAGAAAACGUUCUAGUUCAGCAGAUUCUUCACGAUUCCUCGAGGAUGUGAAGGAAUUUGAGGGCAAUGUUGACAGCCACGGCUCUAACUCCUCCAUAGAAACGCUAAGAAAUAUUGCUCUUGACCACCGGAUGCCAACACCGUGCGAUUGUGCGACUGAUAAUAAAAAUUCGGAUGCUGAGAGUUCAGAAGCUUCAAAAGACGCUGAAGGCAGAGAAAUACCGCUAACUAAGCGCUCAUCAUCAGUGCCAGGCAAGGCUGGCGGUAACCGUGAUUCAUCGUCGUCUAAUGACUCUGGAGUAUCAAGUUGUUCAUUGCGACGCGCAGGAGAACUACCCGAUUUUGAACUGCCCUUGACAACAUCUGCAACUUGGAGACAUUAUCGCAGUACGCGCCGGGCAGCUGCCUGCAUACACACGUCCUUACCACGACGUUCUAAAUCUACGGACCCACUGAGAGAUUUUGCCACUCUGCAGCGAGUUCGUAUUCCAGCAAAAUCUUCAUCUGCCGAAGCCGAGGUGCCCGUGUUAACUGCAAAACCACUACGAAGCGUAGUGGACACACACAGCACUUCGAGCGGUACGUCCGACAUGUCGGACUACAUCGAGACGUUGUCGAUCUGCUCCUCACAUUCCUCAACAGAUACUCCCGUCACCAUGAGGGUGAUGCGUCAGACAACGAGCACUCUGCGGCCGCGGUCGGGCAAGGAGUACCAGAACUUGGACCCACGCCUCACGUCCGUGUACCGAGGGCCCGCGCCGCACGCGCUGUCGCGCCCUCAUCACGUACAUUAUUACACAAACCUGCCCUAG
This is a messenger RNA of Arctia plantaginis, 3450 nucleotides long. The record is from the annotation of a GenBank genome assembly. Lineage: Eukaryota; Metazoa; Arthropoda; Insecta; Lepidoptera; Erebidae.